Molecule: messenger RNA, 2622 nt
Organism: Zalophus californianus (California sea lion)
Lineage: Eukaryota; Metazoa; Chordata; Mammalia; Carnivora; Otariidae
Gene: TMEM242
Product: transmembrane protein 242
Exons: 4
Coding region: 233-658 (141 amino acids)
Source: RefSeq, a predicted model, not a curated record
CCUGGGAGGACACCACCCCCCGGGGCUGGGGUGGGGACACCCACGUGCAGCCACCACGUUUUCCUUGCGGGUCGGUGGGGGGAGGAGAGAGGGUUUGGGGUCAGCAGCCGUUCCCGGGACCAGUAUUGAGAACGCACAGGGAGAGGUGGUAGCGGAACCUUUCUCCUCCGCUUCGCUCUCGCUUCCCCCCGAACCCAGUUGGCGUCGGACCCAGGAGUGGAGGCUUAUAAACAUGGGGACGACCGGUGCGGGGCCUGGACCGCCGUCCGCUGGUCUCGACACUCCGGGAUCCACAGACGAUCGGCUUUUCCUGGUGAAAGGUGGAGUUUUCCUUGGUGCUGUGGCUGCAGCAGGAAUGCUAGCCGGGUUUGUUACAACAUUAUCAUUGGCUAAAAAGAAGAGCCCUGAAUGGUUCAAUAAGGGAAGGAUGGCCACAGCCGCCUUACCAGAGAGCGGGUCUUGCCUUGCCUUGCGAGCCCUGGCUUGGGGCUCACUUUACGCGUGGUGUGGGGUUGGUGUGAUCAGCUUCGCAGUCUGGAAAGCUUUAGGAGUUCACAGUAUGAAAGACUUUCGAAUGAAACUGCAAUCAGUAUUUCCAGCAAUUCCCAAGAACUCCGAAUCUUCUCUUGAGUGGGAGGAAAUGUUGAAAUCCAAAUGAGAUGAGCAUGGUGGGGAAAGUCUAAAACUGUCAUGGCAAGGGUAGCUUUGGAGAUGCCACAGAAGCAAAGGGACUCCCCUGAUUUGUCAUCAGCAACAUGUGCAUUGGUGACUGAACCCACAGGAUGGAUGGCGUUCAGUGUCCACACAGGAGGCCCACAGUCUGUGUGCUUUACUUUAACAUUGAUGUGGGCGUGUGUGUGUAUUAAGGUUUUCCCCAAAUUAGGAAGAUCCUUUCAAAAUAAUUAUAUGGAUAACUUUUUGGUGGAGAAAGAUCCUAAGGGAAAUACUUCUGUUAAUAACAGCUAAAACCAAGUUUUGUACCUGAAAAAAGAAUGUAUAAUAACAGACGAUGGAAAAUCUUUAUAGACAAACUCCUACCAGCACUAGUACCUCAAUGUGUCUAAUUAAAUGAGUUUCCACAGCCUUUUUUGUUAGUAUGUGAUUGUCAGGACAUGGAAGGCUCACUCCUAUUAGGCCAGCUCCACAGUGACAGGUGAACGGGGAAACCCUGUCUGUCAGGCCCCAGCGCAUGUGUCCUGUUGUCCUGAAUACAGCCCUGGAUUUGCUCCUGCUUGUCAGUUAGCUGAUGAGCUCACCUCAAGGCCCUGGAAAUUCUCAGACAUAGAGAAGAAGAAACCAGUAACAGAUUAUGCUAACCUGAAAAGGUAGUCAUCUAAAAUAAUAAUGAUAUAGUGGAUAUAAAACAUACUUUUUUGAGAAGUUGGUUCUGUGUCCCCUAAACAUUGACUAAUAGUCUGUAGUUUUAUCUCAAUUGUUAAUGUAAAAAUAGGCCAGUUAUCACCUAUCUUAACAAAUAUUUUUAACCAGAAAGUUACCUAGGUAUUGAGUCUCAAUAUUAAGUAGUUAGUACUGCCGCCUCAUGGCUUCUUACACAUAGGCCCAGCCCUUUUCUGUCUUCCAUGAUAUCUUAGAGAAAACAGAGGAUAAUGCCUACAUGCAAUUAUUUUUACUAGAGAUGAAUAUUUUUUAAAGAAAGUAAUAUGUCAGUAUAUCCCAAAAAUAUGGUUGGAUAUCAGUAGUGCAAUUUCUUUAUAAUUACUUAGGCUCUAAUUAGCAAUCAGGUUUAAUAAAGUACAUUUGAAAUUUUUGUUAUAAUGAAACCUUUUAGUUCUAAGGAAAAUUUUUAAAUGAAAUGUCAAGUGCAUAAUGUAACAUUUUUCUCUGGACCGCAUUACCCUGUUAAAGUUGCUGUGUUGUUAAUUAAUUAAACAGGUGUAAGCAGCAUGUGGGAUUCAUAUGUAACCUGUUAAAAAUCCAGGACUAAAAGGAAAGAACUGUGGAAUUUAUCAGGGCAUUUGGAGCAGCUAAAACUCUUCACCCAGCUUUCAUUUUUAACUAAAUCUCUGCUAAGAAAAGAUUUCUAGCCUCUGAAUGGGAGGAAGGAAGGAAAGGCAAGAGCCAAACUGAACAGGCUGUGCCCAUAUUACCGGCCUGAGUCUAGGAGCACGGUGGGUAUGCUCCAUUCCCACAGGCCUAGGAUAUGGGAGGCCUGAGGAAUGAAUGUUCGGACACGUACUUAUGUGGCAUGCCUCUUGUUUACAAACCCUCCUCAUAUAUGUCUGUUGUCCUUGAGGAAUGGCAAGGUGGCCCCAAAGAAUGAUCGUGAAUCACCUGCAGAGGGAAGGUUGACGGGGAUAGACUCCCUAGAAUACACCAGGCAUAGGCUGCAGUUGCAUUUUAAAAGCAGAAAUGAAGUAACACAGAUGAAAGUUUAAAGGAAAACAAGCAAUAUGACUGAAGUGGUAUUUUUCUACAGUCAAACCUCAGAAGAUUUAGUCAUUUGUCUAUUCCUUUUAUACCAGAGGCAUAUUGUUAAAUUGGUUAAUGGAAAGGAAAAAUGUUUAACAGAUAAUGUCAUGCUUUAUGUGAAGUACCAUCUGUGUAUUGAGUUCUGAAUGUUCCUGGAUAUGGAAGAGAGGAAAUGUUAUGGAAUUUCAAGUU